Messenger RNA from Mobula hypostoma (lesser devil ray), 10821 nucleotides. RefSeq names its product dual oxidase 2-like. Gene Ontology annotation, biological process: superoxide anion generation; defense response; response to oxidative stress. The record is from RefSeq and is a predicted model, not a curated record. The transcript is spliced from 34 exons. Lineage: Eukaryota; Metazoa; Chordata; Chondrichthyes; Myliobatiformes; Myliobatidae. Gene Ontology annotation, cellular component: plasma membrane; NADPH oxidase complex. Gene Ontology annotation, molecular function: calcium ion binding; superoxide-generating NAD(P)H oxidase activity; peroxidase activity. The coding region runs from base 168 to 4814 and encodes 1548 amino acids.
GGAGUACUUAAGUCAGCUCAAACAGAAUCCCUUUUUACAUUGUAGACUAGAACAAGCUUCUGCCAUCAGAACAGCUUAAGUGAACUGUCUCUCUUUUGUGAAUGUUCCCUGAGAGUAAAUAAUGUUUGCACAAGAUCAAUGUGGAUGUUAGAAUUCAAAGCUGGAAGAUGAUGACAGCGAGUAAUAACCUUAAAGCAUUGGUAUUUUUCUGGACUCUGAUUCUGUGUUGUCCUUCAUUUAUCUAUGCUGUUCUGAAUUGGGAGGUACAGCGAUAUGAUGGAUGGUACAAUAAUCUUGCCCAUCACAGCAGAGGGACAGUAGACACUCCCUUUGUUCGCCUGCUGCCAGCUCGUUAUGCUGAUGGAGUUUAUGAAGUUUUCCGAGAGCCAGAAUUACCAAAUGCUCGCAUGAUCAGCAAUGUGGCAAUGAAAGGGAAAUCAGGAAUACCAUGUUCCAAAAACCGAACUGUUCUGUUUGUCUACUUUGGGUUUCACGUCUUUGAUGAAAUUGUGGAAGUGGUUGGAAAUGGAUGUCCUGCUGAAUUUCUUAACAUUCAGGUUCCUUCUGGAGACCCAAUUUUUGAUCCCAAUAGCACAGGGAGGGUGGAGCUUCCAUUUCAGCGCUCUCGAUGGACAACCAAGUCGGGACAAAGUCCAAACCACCCCCGAGUGCAGAUAAACCAUGUCACCACCUGGAUUGAUGGAAGUUCUAUCUAUGGAUCAUCACAUUCUUGGAGUGAUGCCCUGCGCGCCUUCUCUGGUGGGCGUCUGGCUUCUGGCCCAGACCAACGGUUGCCGAGACAAAGUAAUGGAUUGAUUCGUUUGUGGAAAUUUGCAGACCCUGCAACCGGACAACAUGGAGUUCAGGGACUUUAUGAUUUUGGAAAUGCAAAAGCAAAUGAGAGUCCAUUCCACCGAGCAGAGAACAUCAUCUGGUUUCGAUACCACAAUCAUUUAGCUGCCAAACUCCAAGAGCGAAAUCCCACAUGGACAGAUGAAGAGAUAUUCCAGAAUGCUAGAAAAGUAGUAAUUGGCACCUUCCAGCGUAUCCUGUUUUAUGAGUGGCUACCAGCCUUCAUUGGAGAAAAUGUGACAGCAUACAAAGGCUACAAGAAAUAUAUAGAUCCCAGCAUUUCGCCUGAAUUCCAAGCUGCGGCUAUUCGAAUAAUGAACUCCUUGGUUCCUCCAGGUGUCUGUAUGAGGAACAGUACAUGCCACUUUCGAAAGGUGAAGAAUGUUUAUAACAGAGAAGAACCAGCGCUUCGUGUCUGCAAUAACUUCUGGAGUCGAGAGAAUCCGAAUUUUAAGAAAGCAGAGGACAUAGAUGAGCUGAUUCUGGGAAUGGCAUCGCAGCAAGCUGAAGAAGAAGACAAUAUCGUAGUGACGGACCUAAGAGACUUUAUGUAUGGACCUAUGAGGUUCACACGAUCAGAUGCAGUAGCCCUUGACAUCCAGCGGGGACGAGACAAUGGUCUCCCAAGUUAUAACCAAGUACGGGUGGCUCUUGAUCUUGAGCCUGUUAAAAAUUGGACAGAAAUCAACCCUGAGCUCUCCAGGGAGAAUCCGGAGCUCAUUAAGCAAUUAGCAGAACUAUACAAUUAUGACAUAUCCAAACUGGAGAUGUUUGUUGGAGGCAUGCUGGAGAACAGUGAGAAUUCUUCACGACUCUUCACUGCCAUCAUCAGAAAGCAGUUUGAGAACUUACGGGAUGCGGACAGAUUUUGGUUUGAGAACACCAAGAAUGGCAUUUUUACAGAAACGGAGCGUAAAACCAUUUGGAACACGACAUUUAGAGAUGUUUUGCUGGCAACAAUUGCACAGUCUGGGGAUAUUCAGAAAGACGUAUUCUACUUGAGGGAAGGUGACCCAUGUGUUCAACCAAAGCAGAUAACUGACAGUGAUAUGGAACCGUGUGUUGAAGUCAGCACCCUGCAUUACUUCCAGGGCAGUGGAGCAGGUUUUGGAAUACUCAUUGUGGCUCUUUGCUGUUUCCCACUAGCGGCCUUGCUUUUAGCUUUUGCUAUAUCUAUUGGUCGAAGGAGAGAGAAGAAAAGAUUGCAGAACAAGAAACGUUCUGUAAGGAAACAGGUCUCUUCAGGAGAUAAAAUCCGAGCCAGAGAAUGGCAAGGGCCCAAGGAUACACAGCGGUAUGUCAGCAUUGUCUUGGACUCCAACAAGUGCAUUAAGGUCAUGGAUAGUAAACAUUCUGUGAUCCGAAACAUCAAGAUUAGCCAGGACCACUUCGAUAUUAUUCAGUCCACCAAUAAUGAACAAAAGACUCUAUUGCUGAAGGCCCCCAAGGAAUAUGAUCUGGUUCUGUUGUUUAAUGAUGAAGAUGAACGUAACAUAUUUGUGGAAGAUUUAAAAAAUUACCUGGAUAGUCAUGGCAUACGUCUGCUGGUGCAUGAAGUGAAAGAACGAACUCUGUUGAAGGAAGCUGUGACGAAGGAACAACGGAUGAAGAUCUUAGAUACGUUCUUCCGUCGUGUUUUUGCCCAGGUUCUGGAGAUUGACGGGUCUGAUGCCGGAAACUUUGAUUAUGAAAUCUCCAAGAAAGCAAAAGAAUCUCUGACCUGUGAACUGACAAAGACAGAAUUUGCGGAGGCACUGGGAGUAAAGGAGGACAGCAUGUUUGUAGAGCAGAUGUUUAGCCUGGCAGACAAAGAUGGAAAUGGUUACCUGUCUUUUCGGGAGUUCCUGGAUAUCUUUGUUAUUCUGAUGAAAGGUUCUCCGGAAGCAAAAUCUAAGCUUAUGUUUGCAAUGUACGAUGUUGAUGGAAGUGGUUCCAUGUCAAAAGAAGAGUUCUCACAACUACUUAGAUCCUUCAUUGAGAUCUCUAACAACUGCUUGACAAAGGAUCAAAUACAAGAGGUGAUAGAGUCAAUGUUCAAAGAUGCUGGAUUUGAAGAUAAGGAGGAAUUAAUGUGGGAGGACUUCCAUUACUUGUUUCGAGAUCACUACAGUGAAUUGGAGUUGGCUCAGCUCACUGUGAAAGGUGUUGAAGGGCAGAAACGUGACCAAUCCACUCGGGUUUCCUUCAUAAUGAGGAAAAAGCAAGAAAACAAGGCAGAAUCCACCGAAAGCAACCAGAUAGAGACCAACCACCAGGAGGAAAUGAACGCCCCAAGCCACGAGGGCUUUGUAAUGGACCUGCGGAAACGGUUUCGCAAAAAACCUUCCCAACCACCUAACAAAAUCUUUGCAGAGGCCAAACGGGAGAAGUAUACCAAGAACAAAUUUCAACAGAAAAUUAACGAAUGUAUUCAGUAUGUUCAGAACCAUCAACGCCAGAUUUUUUGUGUCAUAAUCUUCUAUGGUAUUACAGCCGGUGUCUUUGUUGAGCGUGCCUAUUAUUAUGCUGUUUUAAGGGAGCACUCUGGAGUACCUCAAACCACAAGGGCUGGCCUCAUCAUUGCCCGUGGAUCAGCAGCUGCAGUCUCCUUCAUGUACUCGUACCUCCUGCUUACUAUGUGCCGCAAUCUCAUCACGGUGCUGCGCGAAACCUUCCUCAACCGCUACAUCCCCUUUGAUUCAGCUGUUGACUUUCAUCGUUGGGUUGCAAUGUCAGCUAUCUUCUUCUCAAUACUCCACAGUGCAGCUCAUGCGGUUAAUAUCUACUCAUUUUCUGCUAACCCACUCAGUGUUCUUGCCUGCCUGUUCCCUGAAGCAAUUUACGAUGAUGGGUCUGAACUGCCCCUGAAGUAUUAUUGGUGGUUCUUUCAGAACAUUACAGGAAUGACUGGGGUUCUUCUUCUUUUCGUCUUUUCUUUACUACACAUCUUUGCCUUGCAUUAUUUCCGACGCAUUAGCUUUCGGGCAUUCUGGGUGUCACACCAUCUCUAUAUUGUGAUAUACAUCUUGAUAAUCUUACAUGGUAGUGCUGCUUUGCUUCAGCCUCAGAGAUUCCACAUCUACUUUAUCGUCCCCACUCUGUUCUUUGUUGGAGACAAAUUUGUCAGCUACAGCAGGAAGAAAAUUGAGAUAGCUGUUGUGAGAGCACAACUUCUGCCUUCAGGUGUUACUAACCUUGAAUUUAAACGACCCAGAGAUUUUGACUACAUGUCUGGACAGUGGGUACGUAUUGCAAGCCUUCUCUUGGGAACAAAUGAGUACCAUCCCUUCACCCUGACUUCAGCUCCUCAUGAAAGCACCCUUAGCCUUCACAUCCGGGCUGUUGGACCAUGGACAAUACGCUUACGGGAAAUAUACUCUCCUGAAAAUAUAGCAAACAUUGGUUAUUACCCAAAGAUCUAUCUGGACGGCCCAUUCGGGGAGGGCCACCAAGAAUGGAACAAGUUCGAGGUGUCGGUUUUGGUAGGAGGUGGAAUUGGUGUGACGCCUUUUGCAUCUAUCCUCAAAGAUCUUGUCCACAAGUCAACAAUCAAGGACAAAAUAGCAUGUAAAAAGAUCUACUUUAUCUGGGUAACUCGAACGCAGAGGCAAUUUGAAUGGUUGGAGGACAUCAUCCGUGAAGUUGAAGAGACAGACAAAAAUUCCCUGGUAUCUGUCCAUAUCUACAUCACUCAGCUAGCAGAGAAGUUUGACUUGCGGACCACCAUGCUUUACAUUUGCGAGCGCCACUUCCAGAAAGUGUCAAAUCGUAGCUUGUUCACUGGACUUCAAUCCAUCACACAUUUUGGACGGCCUCAAUUUGUCCCUUUCUUCUCUUCGCUUUUGGAUGUGCAUUCCGAGGUUACCAAGGUUGGAGUGUUUAGCUGUGGACCUCCUGGAAUGACCAAAAAUGUAGAAAAAGCCUGCAAGGACAUGAACAAGCGUCAUAAAAUGCAAUUUUAUCAUCACUACGAGAACUUCUAGCUUCGCAGAUCUUCUACAAGAACUUCUGAAAAAUUCAGCUUUAUAAAUCUUCCUUAAAGUGAAGGAAUACUUUGUGUAGAUUGGAAAUGUUGUUUCUUUCACUCAUCCUGUGGUAGUUUAUACUGACUGUUCCUAAUCUCGCACUGGGAUCUAUAAAUCUGACUUUUAUGAAAAAAUAUUUUUCAAUUGUUAAGCGUAUGUACAGAUAAAUGUUAUGUCAAUUGAUUUGUUAAAAUGAUCAUGUGUGAGAGGUUGUCCGAUGAAUUGUUAGACAGGAUUUAGAAUUAGAUUUACUGUUCACUCUGUACUAUUAAAUCUUGAAUGUUAAUCCUCAAUCCUACUUGGAUUUAUUUAUUUAAAUCCACAUCGUUUGACUCAAGAACUUAAGGAAGUAGGAACAUGUCCUACAAGUCUGCCCUACUAUUUUGAUCUAUGAUAGCAAUUUCUCUUCUUCAUUCCAUCAAAUAUUUAUCCAACUCAACUUUAAAUACUUCUAAUGAUCCAGUUGCCACCACCUGCCAAGGCAGAGGAUUCCAGGUUUUCACCUCUUUCUGCAAGAAGAAAUGUCCAUGUUCCUCAGUUUUAAAUGAUCGGCCCCUUAUCUUGUAGUUACAUCCUCUUGUUUGAGACUCUUGUAUUAGUGAAAACAUCCCAACAUAUACUCCUGUCAGACCCCCUUUUGAUAAGGUCACCCCUCUUUCUUCUGAUCCCCAAAGAAUACAGGUCCAAAUUAUUUACUCUCAUUUGGUAGGACAAUACUCUCCUACCAAGAAUUAAGAUCAUGAGAACAAAAGACAUAGGGGGAGAAUUAGGCCACUCAGCCCAUCAAGUCUGCUGCACUGUUUGAUCAUAAAUGAUCUAUUGCCUUCACAACUCCAUUCUCAUGCCUUCUCCCUGUAUCCUUUCACACCCUGACUAACCAAGAAACAUUUCAAACUUCACCUUAAAUACACCCAAUGACCUGGCCUCCACAGACACCUGUGGGAAUGAAUUCCACUUUUACUAUCCUCUGGCAGACAAAAUUCCUCCUCAUCUGUGUUCUAAAGAAAUGUCCCUCUAUUCUGCAGUUGUGCCCUCUAGUUGUAGACUCCCCAUCAUAGGAAACAUCCUCUCCACAGCCACUCUACCUAGGCCUUUCAACAUUUGAUAGGUUUUAAUGAGAUUCCCCCUCAUUCUUCUCAUUAGCCUCGUGAAUGUUGUUGUGCCCCCAAUGUUCCAAUAUCUUUUGUUUGAUAAGGGGACAAAAACUGUAUGCAUUAUUCCAGGUGAGGCCUCAUCAAUUUCAUGUACAAUUACCUCAAAACCUCCACAAUUUUUAAACUCCAGUGCCUUUGCAAUUGCCAAAUUCUAAUGCCUUCUUAAAUAUUUCUCGGACCUGCCUGCUAGAUUUUUGUGAUUCAUGCAUCCAUACAUCCAGAUGCCUUUAUAUUUCACUCACUUGCAGUCUCUUCCCAUUUUGAUAAUAAUGUGUCCUUUGAUUUCUCUUACCAACGGACAUGACCUCACACUUCCCUGCAUGAACUCCAUUUGCCAGUCUUUUGCCUGCUCAUCCUGUUGCAGAAUUACAAUAUCCUUAUCACAACAGUCCUUCCACUGAAUUUUGGAAACCUUACAUCCUGUUCCUUUAUCCAAAUCAUUAAUACAAAUAGUGAACAUUAUUAGGGCAAGAACUAACCACUAUAUUGCUUCAGUAAUUACCUCCAUUCAGUCUGAAAAGGACCCAAUUAUUUAAACUCCCUGCUUUUUAAGAGACAGUUAGUUUUCAGUUUAUUCUAACACACAUUCCCUGAUGCUAUGGAUUUUUAAUUUAUGAGGCAUCUUCUCAAAUGUCUUUUGGAAGGCGAAAUACACUACAUCUAUGGGUUUCCUUCUAUCAUCUCCCCUAUUACAUACUCAAAAUCUGAGCAAGUUUGCCAAACUUGAUGUAGAACAUAUAACAGUACAGGACCUUCAGCCCACAAUGUUGUACUGAUCUUUUAACCUACUCUAAGAUCAAUCUAACCCUUCCCUCCUCCAUAGCCUCCAUUUCUCUAUCAUCCCUGUGCCUGUCUCAGAGUUUCUUGGAUGCCCCUAUGAGAUCUACCUCUACCCUACCCCAGCAGGGCAUUCCACUCACCCACCACUCCAUGUAAAUAAUUUCCUCCAUACUUUCCUCCAAUCACCUUAAGAUUAUGCUCCCUCAUAUUAGCUAUGUUGACCUGGUAAAAUUAUAUUCAUCUUUCCUAAAAGAUUAGAUAUUUUCUCUUUUACUAUUGACUCAGGCAUUUUGCCAAUGAUUGCUGCUUACUAACAGCCUGUAGUUCUCUGCCUUCCUCCUCUAUCCUUGUUUAAACAACGGAAUUACAUAGGCCGUUUUGCAAUCCUUUGGUACCCUUUUGAACUUGCUGGAGUUCAGCAAGUUAUGAAAAUUUUCAGUCAAUGAAUCCACAGACUCUGCAACUACUUUGUUUAAAACCCCUAGCAUGCAGUUAAUCUGGGUAACUUGCCCUCCAGACACCGCCUCUUCCCAUCCACAUCUGUCCCCCAACAAAAAAACUGUAGUCAUCUUCCCUUGUAAUUGUGAGUUUUGUAAAUUCUACCGUGUUAUUUAAAAUUAACUCAUCUACUAUCCUAGGGAUAUUAGAAAUAUCACCCAUGAUGAAAACUGAGCAAAAAAUUUAUUCAAUAUACUGUAUCUACCGUUACUUUGUUUGCUGUUUUUGAUUCACCAACAUUGUUCUCUGGUGGUCCAAACAUUUACUGCCCUUUUACUAUGUAAACAUCUACAGAAACUUUGUUUUAUUCUACAUGCAGGUUUUAUUUCAACGUUCGUUUUUCCCUUCUGAUGAGCUUUUUUAGUCUUCUGAUGUUGGAACCUAAAAUCCUUCCCAAUCCUCUGGUCUAACACCAGCCCUUGCCAGUUUGUAUGCUCUGGUUUUCAAUCUAAUAUUAUCUUUUACUUCCAUCUUGACUCUUUCUCACAAGAUUCCCUCUUUUGAUUGGCAUAAAUUUUUACCCAGCAUUACAGAUCAGCUGUUUGAGUAAAAUGAACAUUAUUCAUUUACAACUUCUGGGGUGCAUGAAGUGUUUUAAGAGUCUGCAAACUGGGAUUGUAAAAUGGUCAUCUUAAUCUGUUACAUAAAUGGAUGAAUCGAUAGUCCAAAAUUAGUUGAGAAGUGCUGUACUUUGUGGUAGACAUGAAUAUCAUCAGAUGUCUCAUUAUUAGCGAAAUUUGUUAAGCAAGGUGUGCAAGGAAGGAAGUUUGAUAUUUCUGAUCUGAAAGCACAUACAUUGUAUGUAAAAGAUGGAAAUUAGGAAAUUAGAGCAAUGUACUUCAUGCAUCAUGUUCAUUAUACAUAAGCAGGGCAAGUAAAUUAUACGUAUGUUACAAUCCAAGAAAUGAGAAGCAAAUAAAAGUAUUUAUAUUCUAAUUUUAAGUUUUAAGAGUUAACUUAAAACUAUAAGAUGAUUUAAUUCUUAUUAGCAUUAUUUCUGGUGUAUUAUUUAAAAUGAUUAUUUCAAAUUACUUAAUUCACAUCAUUUUAGAACAAUGACUGAUUGUAUUGUCACUAAUUAUGUUUUUACACAAACUUGAUUAUUUAUAAUUCACGUGAAAGUGGAAGGUACAGUAUCAAGAAUAUUAGAAUAAAAUUCAUGUCCAAAGAUUUAUACCUUGAUAUCAGCAAUGGAAUGGCAAUGGGACCAUAUUUUGAAAACAGAGGAGAUGCACAGCCGUAGCAACUUCAGUGCCUGAAAUGGACCUAACUGUAGCCAAAACCACCUGCUGAAGUCCAACUAUAUAUUAUUAAAUGGUGUUACAUUGGAAUAAUUGUAGAAUCCUAAGAAAUACUGAGGAACAGAGACCUGGUGUAUAAGUCCAAAGAUCCCUGGAGAUACCAAAAUGAGUAGGUGGUGAAGAAGAUAUACAAGAUACCAGCCUUAUUGGCUGAACAUGGAAUAUAAAAUCAGAGAGUUAUAGUACAGAUUUAAUAAUUUUGGUUAGGCCACAGCUGGACUACUGUAUGUAAUUUUAAUCACCAUAUUAUAGGAAAGACAUUGGAAAGGAUGGAGAAGAGGUUCACCAGGGUGUUGCCUGGGAUAGAGCAUUUCACUUAUAAAAAGUGACUGAAUAAUCUGGAUUUGUUUACAUAUGCAGAAUUAUGAGGGGUAUGGGUAGGGUAAAUAAUAGGAAACUUCUCCCAGUAUCAGAUGUUUUUAAAACCAUUGGUUUAGAGGGGAUCUGAGAAAGAAAUUUUCCUCAGUAAGGGGCUGAAUCUGAAAUACAUGGUUGGUGUAGAAAUGGCUGCUGUAAAACACUUCCAGUUGUCCAUCAUUCAGUGCUGGCAAACAUUGCUUACCUAUAACACCAGAACCCUCCAUAAGAUCCUGCAAAUUUCAGAAAAUGAACACCAUACCAGAAAUUGAUAUGGAACUCAUGAUGACCUUGAGUGCAAUCAAUGUACAAAAACAAGGUGCUUAAGUGAUACGCUCGGAUGUCCCUCACCCCACAACAGAUACACCCUCUAUAUCCAGGUAUAAAAUUACAGUUGUUGCUGUGCAGUUACAUAGAGGGGAGAGGGAGAUUUAUUUAUUUAUUUAUUGGCAACAAUUUGCAUAUAAUAAUUACUGUUGAUCAGCACAUUCCACAAAGCUUUAAAAUGAUUGCUUUAACUAUGUUUGAUACAAAGACUCCAUGAGAUGUUUAUCUCUAAGUCAGCUAACUAUCGUUUUCAUAGAUUGCUGACUCAGAGAUAAACAUCUCUCAUAAACCAUUGCUGGGUGUCAUUCCAUUGUGUACUGAGACACCGACAAUCAAAGGUACUAUCUUUUGGACUGCAUGUUAAAUAAAAGCCUUUCCUGCUCUCUCAAGUGGAUCUUAAAGACAUAUGACACUAUCUCAAAAAAUUCAGGAACAUUUUCUGCUCUGCCAUUCAUCAAAAUUGUGACUGGAUUUCAACCUAAUCUCCAAUUUCUUGCGCUAAUCUCACAUCCCUUGGUUCCUUUAAUAAGAAGAAUCCAUCAAUCAUUGUUUUGAAUUAUCUCAAUAACAUUUGUACCUCCACUAGUCCUCAAGGAAGAGAAUUCAAUGUCAGUUGUUAAAUUACUUUUCACUGCAGUUCCAAAUGAUCUACUGCUCAGUCUGUGUUCCUAUUUCCAGACACAGCAUCCUCCACUGUCAAUCCCUGUAAGAAUUUUGUUUUUUUUUCAUUCUAAAUUGUUGAGAAUACAGGUUUAGUCUGCUCAACCUAUCUUUCCAUGAAUAUGACUGUUGAACCUUAACUGCCAUACCUCUAUGACAAGUACUGUAGUGUAGAAGUUCGAGUAACACUGUUACAGUGUUAGCUAUAAGAUCGGGAUUUAAUUUCAGCUCCUGCCUGUAAAGAGUGUGUAUGUUCUUUGUGUUACCCUAUAGGUUUCAUCUGUGUGCUCCAAUUACCUCCCACAUUCCAAAGACUUCCAGUUAGGGUUAGUGAGUUGUGGGCACGCUACAGUAUACUGGUGCUGGAAGCAUGAUGACACUUGUGGGGCCGCCCAACACAAUCUUUGUUGAUUUGAUUUGAUGCAAAAUGACACAUUUCAUUAUAUGUACAUGUGACAAAUAAAGCUAAUCUAAUCUGUAAAAAUGAACCAGAAUCAGAAUCUGGUAUAUGUUGUGAAAUUUUGUUGUUUUGCAGCAGCAGUAUAUUGCAAAACAUAAUAAUAAAGAAAAUGAUAAAUGACAUAAAAAUUAUAUUUAAAAACUCAGAAAUCUGAUGAUGGUGGAAAGAAGCUGUUCCUAAAAUGUUGAGUGUGUGUCUUCAAGCUCCUGUACCUCCUUCUUGAUGGGAGCAAUGAGAAGAGGGCAUAUCCUGGGUGAUGCAGGACGUGAAUGAUGAAUGCUGCCUUUUUGACGUAACACCUUUUGAAGAUAUCCUCAAUGCUGAGGAGCCUAGUGCCCAUGAUGGCAUUGGCUGAGUUUGGAACUUAUUGUAUAUCCUUUUUUUAGUCAAUCAAAACUGUCAAAUAUUCUCCUGCUGCUGUCUCACCA